Molecule: messenger RNA, 2261 nt
Organism: Achroia grisella
Lineage: Eukaryota; Metazoa; Arthropoda; Insecta; Lepidoptera; Pyralidae
Gene: DnaJ-16
Product: dnaJ homolog subfamily C member 21
Exons: 7
Coding region: 291-2117 (608 amino acids)
Cellular component (GO): cytoplasm
Molecular function (GO): zinc ion binding; nucleic acid binding
Source: RefSeq, a predicted model, not a curated record
AAAAUGUAAAAAAUAAAGAAGCAUGAACAGACGUCGUGCAUUUUCCGCUAGAAUCUUCAAAAUAUACUGAUAAAUAAUUUUCAGUUUUAACUUUUGCCAUAAUGAUAUUACAGUUCCUUUAUUAAUUCUCAUAGCUUGUAAAUUAAAUAUUCUUUGUUUAUUAUAGUGCUGAGUAUGUGAAAAAUAUUGAUCAAAUCCAGGUUAUAUUAUAUUAAUAUAUUAUUAAAAAGAGAACAAACAGGCUGUGAACAUUGUGAAAUAUAGUGAAAGUUUACAUAGAAUGUCUUAGAAUGAAGUGCCACUACGAAGUAUUGAGUUUACCGAAAGAAGCAAGUGCUUCCGAGAUAAAGAAGGCAUAUCGUCGCCUAGCAUUGCAGUGGCAUCCGGACAAAAACUUAGACAACAUACAAGAGGCGAAAGAACAGUUUCAACUAGUUCAGAACGCCUAUGAAGUACUCUCUGACCCUCAGGAGAGAGCUUGGUAUGACAAUCACAGAGAGCAGCUAUUACGUGGUGCAGGCUCAUCAUAUAAUGAUGACAGCCUUGAUGUAUAUCCAUACUUCAGUCCGUCCUGCUACAAAGGUUUUGGAGAUGACCCCAAUGGGUUCUAUGGAGUGUAUGCAGAGGUAUUCUCCAAAUUGAUUUCUGAAGAAACAGAUUUUCUUGAUGAUCCUGAAGAUGUUACCCAAAUACCCAAAUUUGGUAAUUCCACCACACCUUAUGAAGAUGUGCAUGAGUUCUAUGCAUAUUGGAUGGCAUUUUCUACUAAUAAAAGUUAUGUGUGGCUAGAUCAAUAUGAAAUUCAACAAGGUGAUAAUCGAAGAGUUAUAAAACUAAUGGAGAAAGAAAACAAUAAAAUACGACAGAAAGCUCGCAAGGAAAGAAAUGAAGAGAUCAGAAGACUUGUUAGUUUUGUUCGUAGGAAAGACAAGAGAGUGAUUGAACACACUAAGUUGUUACAAGAGAAAGCAGAGGAAAAUAAGAAAAAGGCAGAACAAGUAAGAAGGGAGAGAAUCUUACAAAGACAGAAAGAAAUAGAAGAAGCAAAGAAAAAGGAAGGUGAAAGCUCAUUCUUACAAAGUGAGGAUUAUCAAAAGAAAUUGAGUGAAAUUGAAUCAUUGUUGGCAGAAGAAUUUGGACUGUCAUCAGAUGAUGACACUAUUAGUGAGGGUGGUAUGGAGAGCAGCAAUGAAGAGAGUUCCAAGACUGAAGAGGCAAGUGAAGUAUCAAGGACAACAGCAAAAUCUUCCUCAAAAUCUAAACAAGCUAUGAGAAACUUAUAUUGCUCAGCUUGCAGCAAAUUGUUUAAAAAUGUCAAAUCGUUUGAAAAUCAUGAGAACAGUAAGAAACACAAAGAAAAUGUUGCUAAUAUGACAUUUGAUGAUAAUGUAGAUAUAUCAGAUGAUGAUGUAGAUGAUGCUGAAAUAGAUGAAUCUGUGAAAAAUGUAGAAGAAACAGCGGAAGAAAAAAUCAAUGGUCAAGCUGAGGAUGAGAGAGAACUAGUAGGCAAUUCUACAUCAGAUAUUGAAGAUAAUGAGAUUGGAGAAACAUUAAGUGAUGAUUCUGACAAAAUUCAGGCUUUACCUAAGAGUCAAAAGAAGAAGAAAAACAAGAAGAAAUCAUUUAUACCAAUGCCUGAGAGUGAAGGCAAUGAUAGUCAUGAUGAGAUGAGUUUUAAUGAAAUAGAAGGUCCAUCUCGCAGUAGAAAGGCUAAGAAAUUCAAUAUGCUUAAAAGCCAGAUACAGGCUAAAAAGGAAGCUAAUCUCAAGAAAGGAUCCCAGUCACAGACUUCAACGGAAAAUUUAUACGAAGUUUCGAGUACAACGCCUACUGACGACGCCUUGGGAGAAGUAGCACUACCAAAGGAUAAGCCAGCACUGCCGAAAACGCAGAGAAAUGUUAAGCCAAAAAAGCUUGUCGAAAGGAAACCGUUACGAACGAAAACAAGUGAAACCGAAGAUUCCAGUACAGCUAUGAAUCUUAGAUGUGCAGUAUGCCAAACAGACUUCCCAUCGAAAAACAAAUUAUUUGAACAUUUGAAAAAGACAGGACAUUCUGUGCCACUGCCCCAGACUAGCUUUACACAAACUAAAAAAGGAAAGAGAGCUAACAGAUAAAUAUGUGCAAUGUAUUUAGAUAGGAUGGAAGUAUUAAUUAAUCAGUGAGAAUCGUUUUGAUUUUCUUUAAAUCUCUACAAGUUGUAAAGUGACUUUGUCAAUCUAUUUAUUAAAAUUAUGAUCAUUGUCAUUAAAUUAUGCCUA